AUGGAAACGGAAUUUAAAUUUGACCCUGAUGAUUAUAUCCGCAAAUUAACGGAAUUCAUGUUUUCGGAUUCCGACGACUCCGCGAACCAGAUUCAUGAACUCGUUGAAAAGGUUUGGAGCCUUCCAUCAGAAACGAAUUUCCAUUCGGAAGCGUAUUCAACCGACUGCUCGACAUCUAGUUCAAAACUAGGUAGCUCAUUGAUUGGAGCAAAACGAAUAUCGGGAACUCAACGACUCUCGAAUUUUCCGGGAAUCAAAAAACCCACCGAAGUUGAUAUUAUUGCAAAACCGGGAACAACUUUAACAGUUCCGCCGCUACCGAAAAAAGCCAAAAAAGUUGUGCCAGUUAUUGAUGAUUCCAUCACUGGAACUUCCGAUCAGCCGUGUAAAACUUGCAAUGGUGUAUCGAUGGCUGCAAAUAUGGUGUUAUCGUGCAAUGGAUGCAAAGAGUCAUACCAUAUGAAGUGUAAUCAGCCUCCAAUUACCCCUGAAGAAGCGUCAAACGCCAGGUUCAUCUUUUUAUGCACAAGCUGUCAGAAUCCAAGGCACAUGACGAAGCCGUCUUCGCGAUCAUCAAGUCCUCUAACAAAAGCGGAAGUUCCGGAGAAGAAAUUCAAAAAGUUGGACAAAAAAGUGUUCAAUGAGUCUUUGGAAGAAUUUAAGAAAAAAAAGCAAAUUAAGCAAUCGCCAAUAAAGCCGUCGGGAAAUUAA
Messenger RNA from Caenorhabditis bovis, 711 nucleotides. NCBI's taxonomy places the organism in Eukaryota, Metazoa, Nematoda, Chromadorea, Rhabditida, Rhabditidae. The record is from the annotation of a GenBank genome assembly.